Molecule: messenger RNA, 5202 nt
Organism: Caenorhabditis auriculariae
Lineage: Eukaryota; Metazoa; Nematoda; Chromadorea; Rhabditida; Rhabditidae
Source: the annotation of a GenBank genome assembly
AUGGUAUUCAAGUCACCUGCACUUCCGCCGCCUGAGCACUUUACAACUUGCCAACCAGUUGUUUCUGAGAUUCCCGUUCACUCACCUGUUGAAAGAGAGAAAGAGAGUUGUUCUGUAGGUACCGAAGAUGUCCAGAAAGUGAGUGAUCUCAUUCUAGAAAAUUUUAAACCUUUCGAGUUCAGAUAGAUUCUAAACAAACUGCUAAGGUUUCAAUCGCACCCCCCGAACUGAGCUAUAAACCGCCUCCAUGGGCAUGUCAGCCAGACGAUGAAAUGGAUUAUAAGCUGGAGGUCACAAAAUAAACAUGUAUUUACUUGAGAUAAUAAAUCUUUAAUAGGUUUUAAAAGAUGGGCGAAUUCUCACUCAGUUCGAUAUGAGAGAGAGAAAGCACCCUACGUUUAUUGUUAUUGGAAGACUUCCUAGUUGUGAUGUCGUUUUGGGUAAGAAUUUCUCGCGCGCUCGUUGAAUUUUCCCAUUUCAGAACACCCCUCAAUUUCUCGGUACCAUAGUAUUUUACAAUUCGGAGAAGAUACGAUGGCAAAAUCAGGAAGAGGCUGGCACAUCUACGACAUGGGAAGCACCCACGGCACCAAGGUUUCAGUUUAAAUAACAGGAUUUUCCAAAAAAAAAAAUUAUUGUAAACAUAUGAUUGCUCUAGGUUAACAAAAAUCGCCUUCCUCCAAAACAAUAUAUACGAUUGUACAUUGGACACGUGCUUCAGUUCGGAGGUCUGAAUUUUCUCUCUCUUCGAAGUUUGAUGAUUUUCCGGUAGGAAGCACAAGGCUUUUCAAUCUCCUUGGACCGUCUAGUGACUGCGAACCAGAGUGGGACUGUUCUCCGAGCGAGAUGAAGCAAAAAGUCCAAAAAAAGGUUCUUUUUUUUUUCUCAAAACUCGACCGCUAAAAGUCCGCAGAUUCUGGAAGCAAAGUUGGCGGCAGCGGCUAGACAGGAGAUCGAGGAAGAGGGAAAACGAGAAGAGGAAAGCGAAGGUUGCAACUGGGGAAUGGACUACGGCGAAGGAGAAAAGUCGUCGGCCGCUGCAGUUCGUUUUUUAAGCCUUUUAGAAAUCCAAAACUUGCUCUAAACUCUUUCUGAAUACAUUCUCUCAAAAAAACAGGUCGAACUGGAUCCUCAUUUGAUGGAGGACCGGGAAGCCUACUACCUGCAGGAUCCUCGGAAAGCACUCACAAAGUUCUUCGAACGUGAAGGCUUCGACAUGAACUUUGCGUUCAGCGAACAAGGCAGUGGCCACACUCACAAAUGGGUUUGCUCCAUCGAGUAGGUUCCUUUCGCUUCACGCACAUUAGUUUUGGGUUCAUAUACAACUUGCGUUUCACAUCGUAAAUACAGAGGGACGAUAGGUUAUAAAUUUGAAGAAAUAGCUCAGUAUUAAACAUCAUUUGGAAGUGUCUCUUGACGAGAGGUCGUUUUUCUAUCAGUUUUUGAAAGAUGAAAGAAGGAAUUUUCCAAUUAAGUUCAUUUAGACUUUCAGUUUCGUAGAAAUUCCAAGUUUUCCUAAUUACUGUUCUUAGUGUUCCUAAUUAGUGUUGGGUAUAUUUAUUGAAGUUAUCGAUCAAUACAUUGGUCGACUAAAUUUUUGCAAAAUGUAGUACACAACAGUCAGAAAAAAGGUUUAGUAUUCAAAAACUUGAAGUUCUUAGUUGAGGAAAAGUGAAAGAAAGAAAAGUGGUUUUGGACGUAAGCUUUACUCAGACUGCCGGUGGAAAUCGACGGCGUCGACAGGGCUUUCACGGCCUCGGCCACUGUAUCCACUUCGAAAAAGGACGCUCAGUCGCAAUGCGCUCUCGAAGCGUGCAAGAUUCUCGAUGCCUACGGUGUUUUGAGGUACUCGAGAAAUGUCACUUUGAUCGCAUUUUUUCUAGACGAGGGUCUACUAAACUCCGAGUGAAGAAAAAGACGUUGGAAGCGAACGAUUACUACGAAGAGGACGACGACUUGUACCUCGAUCGUACAGGACAACUUGAGAAACAACGCGAGAAACGCCGAAUAUGGGCCGAGGUUGGUGUGAAAUGCUGGCAAAAUGGGCCGUAUGUAUCAACCUUUUCUCGGUAUUUAGUUCGCAAUCAGUAGUCUUCCACUCCCAACUAAUUUAAAUUUAAUACGUUGAAAAAGCGUUAGUCACUCUACCUUCAUCGAAAUGCAUCUUCGUUUUCGAUUUCAGCAAAAUUUUUUGUGCAAUUUUUUUAAAGCUAUGUUAUAAAAGUUUCAAGUGAAAAAUAAGAGUCCCUCGACAUCAGAUGAAAAUUUCCCGUACAAAAAAAAUUUUUUCAAACCCGAACAAACUUGAUUUUUCCAGUUACACUAUGAUCUCAGAAACUCGACGAUGAAAACGAAAUUGUAUUCAUAAUCACGAUAGAAAAAAAAGUUCGGAUUAUAAGUUCAUCACUUCCUUAUUAAGGGUAAUCAUAAUAGAUUUUAAAAAGCGUAUGAAAGGACGCUUUUUACCCGAAUCGGUUCGAAUGGUGCUUGUACGAGCUGUUCUCGUCAUCUACGUAAUCAAAAUGUCUUUUCAUGUUUCAGGAAGGUACUUAUACGAAGAAAGUCGAAAAGGAUACGUACGACUCUCUUUGUGUGAAACUGGAGCAGGCGAAAAAGGACGUCGCAGAGAUUCAACAGCUUCUCGACGCGCUCAACCCCGUCAAGAAAGAAGGUUUGAAGAGCGGCGGCGACGCCUUGGAUGACUAUGUCCGGCAGCUGGAGAAUGGUGUCGUCGGCGGCGACGACCUGAAGGUUUUCCGCCUUCAAUCAGCCUGAAAGGAGCAGGGAUUUCAGACGAAAACAGAAAAGUCGAUGCUGCGUCAGAAGUUGGUCAUUGCCACGCACGACGUUCAGAAACUCGAAAAGCUGGUGCGGAUCGCCAAGCCGGUGGCUCUCCCAGGAUUGAGCGCCCUCAGCGCCACUUCUGGUACAGCUAGAACAGUUUUGAUCUUUUAAAUCAACCCCCUUUUUUCGCUUCAUAACCCGUUUCCGUCUGAAUUCUAGGAAGCUCUUGCCAAAUUUUGCAUGAAUCAGUCAAAAAGACGCAAGAGACACACAAAAAAAAGUAAAAUUUUGCUCCCAACUUUUGAAUUCAAAACUAAGUUCUCGUCUUGGGCCACAUUCAAAACCUUCCUAAUAAAGGAUAUUGCACCCUACAAAAAUGGCUGUAUCGCAGCGGGCCGCGGGCGAUACAGCCAACUCUUGUUGCGACAUUUCUUUUUUUCCGCAAGCUGUUAUUGACUUUUUCACCUCAGCAAGGCUUUAAAAAAACUUUCAGGAGACAAACAGACGUUUUUGCGUAAAAUGCUGGCAGCGAGAAAAGCGAAAGAGGCUCAAGCCAAUCAAGGACCGGCUACUAAAGAAGCCUCUACAGUUCCUCCUUCGAUUCAAAUCGCCCAGGAAGAGUUUACGCCUGAGACAGAGGAAGAAGAUGAGGUUCGUUAAGUUCGAGGGAAAGUGCAGUGAAAAAUAAGAGUCGUCAGAUUUUUUUAAUUUUAUUUUUUUAGAGUUGGCUUGUUCUGCGUUAUUUAGGUUUAAGCUGAGUUGGAAAAAAGGGUGUUAAGAUAGAUUUUUCUCUGAAUCAAAUAUGUUGUAGAACACGAUUUUUUUUUCAUUUUUUGAAAAAAAAACUAUAUAUUAUCACUCGAGCCGUUUUCGAGAUACGGUAGCUCAAAUAAUUACGGUUAAAAAGCUUCGAAAUCUAUAUAUCUGCAAAAAUCAACGAAUCUCGAUCAAAACUUGUUCCAAGUUGUUUAAUAAUUUAAUUCUGUUUAAAAAAAAAACUGUUUAUUGCAUCUUCAAUGUAAGAAUACAUGUGCAAUCGACUUUCAUUGAUUGAACUGUGUUUAAACGGCGGCAGGAGCUGUGGCUUAGGCAGAGAAGUUGUGAAUUUCGCUCGUAGAACAUCAGUACAAGAGAGGUCGUAGGAAGAAGUACGGUGCCGGCUCCGCAAGGGCCGAUGGCAGAGAUUGAGCCUUUUCGCUGCAUGCAGCUCCCAAUUUUAUCUACCCCGGAGAUAUAAAAGGCUUGGUCGACCUCGGGGGGACUCGAACCUACGACCUUGCGGACGUUAUAAAUGAGUUAUGCCAGCUGAGCUAUGCCGCCCCUUUAAUCCAGUUUUUGAAAAUCUAAAGUAUUGUAACGCGGCAUCCGCUAAGAGUCCGUUUUUCCUCGGACGCAUGGCACCAUGGGGAGGCGAGCCCUAGGCUCCGCCCCCAGGGUCCAUGGAGGACGAGGAAAGGCAGACUUUAGAGGACGGGCACCAGAGAGAUUCGCUCUCUGGCUUUAUAUGUAGUUUAUGUAAUAUGUUUUAUUUUGCUAUUGUAGAAGUAAAUAUUUAUCGCACACAAAAGAGUCGUAUUGAAGCAGAAGGAAAUAAUAGGAGUUUGUCCCGAAGAUGACAUUCGAGUCCCACUCGAAUGUCCGGAACCAUCAGAAAUCUUCAGCCAAGCAACUAUUAUUUUACAGUAUCAUGUUUGCGCAUUAUUGCUAAUAAGUGAGAAUUUUUCCUGACAAAAACUCAAAAUCAGUAUAUCAAGUUGCGAACCGAGUUUUCUCUUGACUCUAUCAAAAUAACAAAAAAAAACUAUCUGUUAGGCCGAAAAUGGAUUAGGCGAAUUUUCCAUCUAAAUAUAAGACGCGAAAAAUCUAAAAAAAAAAUUUGUUAUUUUGAGUAACAUUCUUUUUUUUUCUUUUUUCUUUCUUUAGAGUUUUCUAUACUUGGUCUACACCAGAAAAAUUAGUUUUCAGAAGGCUGCCGUUUCAUUACCGCCUCCAUCUUCUCCCGGACUAGUACAAGAAACAAGCGGUGCUGUCCCGUUUCCACUUGAGCCAGUCGUCAUAAAAUCAGAAGUAACACCAACCACCGAUGAAAUGAUCACUACAGUGGCGACAGACAGUCAGUUACCAGCGAAAAAUGAAUUUCCGCCGUCAUCUUUGCCUCUGACUCCGAAAGCACCUGAUAUCAUCGUCAACGUUGCUCAAUCAAGGCAGAAUGAUGCGCUACACGAAGAUGAGCCGGUUGAGAAAAAGAAAAAAGUGACGAGGACUCGGAAACGGGACGAGAAGAAGCUUGCUGGCGCCGAAGACUACGGCGUUGGGUACGACGACCGUGACGAGAAGUACGCUACUUGGAUGCCGCCUGAGAACCAAUCGGGAGAUGGAACAUCCGCCUUGCAUGCCAAGUUUGCCGGUAGAUAUUAA